Tyto alba (common barn owl) is the source of this 2064-nucleotide messenger RNA. RefSeq names its product leucine rich repeat, Ig-like and transmembrane domains 2 (gene LRIT2). Bases 65 to 1750 code for a protein of 561 amino acids. The record is from RefSeq and is a predicted model, not a curated record. The transcript has 3 exons. NCBI's taxonomy places the organism in Eukaryota, Metazoa, Chordata, Aves, Strigiformes, Tytonidae. Gene Ontology annotation, molecular function: protein binding.
UGCUUCUUGGAGUCUGUUGGCAUGUUUGGUGCAAACCCUGCAUAGUGCUUUCUUAAAGGAGAAUAUGGACCCUAUUUGUCAUAUUUUUCUUCUACUUCUGGUUUUCCACACAAUAAACCCAUCUGUUUCAUCUUGUGUCACAGGAUGCUCUUGUUCUCAAGACAGCUUUGGAAGGAGUUUGCUUUGCAUGUCUGCACUGCUGAGGCAGAUCCCUGAAAACAUCCCUCAGGACGUCCGGAAAAUUAGAAUAGAAAAUUCUCACCUAACAGAAUUCCCUCGUGGGUCUUUUGAGAAUGUUAGUGCCUUGGAGUAUCUCUGGCUCAAUUUUAACAACAUCACAGUGAUGCAUAUCAAGAGUUUGGAAUAUCUGCCGACUCUGAAGGAGCUGCGCUUGCAAGGGAACAAAUUAAGUUCGGUGCCAUGGACAGCAUUUCAAGACAGCCCGGCUCUGAAAAUCCUGGAUCUGAAGCACAACCGUCUGGAUGUCCUUCCAGAACAUGCGCUCCGCUAUCUGCCCAACUUGACCUAUUUAGAUCUAUCCUCAAAUCAGCUUACUGUCAUAUCCAGCGAUGUCUUCUACAGCUGGCCUGUCUAUCAGCGGAGCCAGAAGGUGGAGGGGCAGAUAGAAGCUAUUGCCAACGCCGUCCUGGCCCUUCACGACAAUCCCUGGAUUUGUGACUGUCGCCUGCGAGGAUUUGUCCGGUUUAUCCAGUCAGUUGGCCUACCUGUUAUUCUGAUGAAUUCCUAUUUAACUUGCUCAAGCCCAAAAUUCCAGGCAGGGAAGUUUUUUCAUGAAGUGGAGCUCAACAGCUGCAUGAAGCCCCUGACCUCAGCCCUUGACACUGAUGUGACAGUCCCUGUGGGGCUGAACGUCACCCUGACCUGCUUUGUACAAGCCAGUCCUUCCGCGGCUGUCUGGUGGACCUAUGCACUCAAACCUUUAAGGUCAUUUAAUGUGUCCACCCAGCCCGUCAGCGAGGAGACCAUCCGCUCAGAGCUGCUGAUCCCGGCGGCACGGCCAGCGGACGCCGGCAACUACACCUGCACUGCUGCCAACUUCUUGGGCAACACCUCGGUGGCCAUCACCCUUCGUGUGGGCAUCCCGUGGGCACCCCCCACCCCCCGGGGCUGGGCUCCCAUUGCCCCUGCUGAGCCGAGCGCCCACGUCGAAGUGCGCAUCGCCAAGCAGACGGUCUACGGCAUCACCCUGGAGUGGUUUGCGGCGGCAGCGGCGGCAGCGGAGCCGGGGGAGACCUGGUACACCCUCCUGGUGGGCCGCUACGACGCCGCCCAGAAGGAUGUCAUCUACAUCGGCCCCGGCGUCAACACCUACUCAGUGACUGACCUGCUGCCCGCCACCAAGUACGAGGUCUGCGUGGCCGUGCGCAACCAGGCGCCCCGCAAGGGCCAGUGCGUCGUGUUUGUCACGGGCAGCGACAUCAGCCAGCUGGAGCAGCGCGAGAAGCUCAUCCACAUCGUGGUCAUCAUCUGCGCCAUGGUGCUGGCCGUGCCCGCCGGCAUGUACGCCUGCACGGCCGAGGCCCGCUGCCCCGGCGCCUGCCCCCGCCGCCGCCACGGGGGCCAAGCAGAGGCCGCCGGCAGCAAGGAGAGCACGCUGGACAGCCUGCCCGCCGGCAGCGAGGAACAGCUCUGCCACCCCGGAGGCAGCUGCGGCGCCCGGCAGUCCCCAGCCCACGAGGAGCCCGGCAAGACCCGGCCACCCCACAGGAACAGCGCUGACCUCUACUAGCCCGGCCCCGCUUGCCCUGCGACCGUGGCUGCGGCAGCGACUUGUACAGAUGACCUUGAGCUGCAGCACAUGCUGGUUUUCUCGAAGGACCACGCAAGGAACGGGCUGUGCUUCGAGGACUCGGGGCACGACAGAGCGUCUGGCUGGGAUUCACAGCAGGCUUGGGGAGCCCAGGGAAUGGGGGUGUCCGGGGUGUGCGGCCACGUCUGUGCCCCCUCAGCCCCAGGCUGCCUCCGCAGCACUGUCACGGAGCAACACCCACAGACACGCAAGAAAACAAGCAUUAACAAAAAAAAAAACCAAAAACAAAACAA